AUGGGCGUCUCAACCGAAUAUACGUGGGCGGAGGUAAAACGCCACAACACCCCCCAGGACCUCUGGAUCGCUAUUGAUGGGAAAGUCUACAAUGUGAGCGAAUAUCAACAAGACCACCCUGGAGGAGAAGAGAUUCUGCGCAACUUUGCUGGACAAGAUGCAACCACUGCCUUUACUGAUGCUGGGCAUUCCCGCGAUGCCUACGAGAAAUUGGAGUCGCUGUUGAUUGGCAGCCUAGAACCGGAAGUGUCCCAGAAGAAGCCGAACUCCCUUGCGUUCCCGGUCAACUAA
Molecule: messenger RNA, 291 nt
Organism: Aspergillus thermomutatus
Lineage: Eukaryota; Fungi; Ascomycota; Eurotiomycetes; Eurotiales; Aspergillaceae
Product: cytochrome b5-like heme/steroid binding domain-containing protein
Exons: 3
Coding region: 1-291 (96 amino acids)
Cellular component (GO): membrane; intracellular membrane-bounded organelle
Molecular function (GO): heme binding
Source: RefSeq, a predicted model, not a curated record